AUGCCUUUCUUCUUUUUCCCAGCUAUUGUGCUGCUGUUCUUGCUGCAUGCAGCUUUUGGUGAGUAUAAACGUUAUUCCUGGAACGGACCUGUCCAAGAAACUCCAAAGCCCAAUGAAGCGGGUCUUACAGACCAGACGUCAUGUGGCUGCUGUCUGAUGCAGGAACACAUGCAGACGAUGGAGUGGUUCUUUAAUAUAACCCACGAAGAUAUGAACAAGGAGCUGAUGAAAGCAAAAAUGGCCCUCAACAAUAUGAGAGCCAGCCGCAGCGCCUUCUCCGUCGCUCUCAACAGUGACAGUACUAUGAAGUGCGAUGUCCCCUUCACUAACAAGAACAUCGUCUACAAACACGUCUUCCUCAACCUGGGAGGCGGCUACGAUGUGCAGACUGGUAUCUUCACUGUUCCUCGCUCUGGUGUCUACGGCCUUGCUGUCACCCUCCACGGUAACGCUGUUUUCCUUGGUGGCAGAUUGUCCACCUGCGCGAAUCUGCAGGUGAACACGCAGGUGGUGGCUACACUCCUCGAACAAAACAGUUUGGACCUUGAAGACAGUGCCACUGUUUUUGUGGCUGUGAAACUGAAGGCCGGGGACCAGGUUGCUGUCAACCUGCUCAAAGGAUGUUUCAUCUGUGGUGACAACAACCACUAUAACACUUUCACUGGCUUCCUGCUGUAUUCUACUGACUAAGUUAGCAAAGUGUAGCUGCUCUGGGUUUUGUGGCAACUCUCACCUCAUACUGACAGGUUUGAGUCUGCUAGAUGAACUCUUUCUGUGUUGAGACUCAUGCCUCUUAGCCCCUGAUCUCUAUCUGCUCUUCUGUACUCUCAUCAAUCCCAACACAACGCUCUCAUCCUUGUUUUGUUUGUUUUAUUCCAUCAUGGCUCAUUAUGCUCUCUAAGAUCAGAUCCUCUCAAUUAUUAAUAUAAACUACUGAGGGAAGCCAGGUUUUUUGAUCUCAUCUGAUUAAACUCAUGCUUUGAGUACGCUUGUAAACACUAAAAGCAUUUUUUUCCUCACACCUGAUUGAUGUCACACUGUUUA
Messenger RNA from Thunnus maccoyii (southern bluefin tuna), 1044 nucleotides. RefSeq lists its product as uncharacterized. The transcript has 3 exons. The record is from RefSeq and is a predicted model, not a curated record. NCBI's taxonomy places the organism in Eukaryota, Metazoa, Chordata, Actinopteri, Scombriformes, Scombridae. Gene Ontology annotation, molecular function: protein binding. The coding region runs from base 1 to 690 and encodes 229 amino acids.